Sorex fumeus (smoky shrew) is the source of this 2519-nucleotide messenger RNA. Its product is annotated as zinc finger protein 182. The coding region runs from base 254 to 2188 and encodes 644 amino acids. Gene Ontology annotation, biological process: negative regulation of transcription by RNA polymerase II. Gene Ontology annotation, molecular function: DNA-binding transcription repressor activity, RNA polymerase II-specific. The record is from RefSeq and is a predicted model, not a curated record. NCBI's taxonomy places the organism in Eukaryota, Metazoa, Chordata, Mammalia, Eulipotyphla, Soricidae. The transcript has 6 exons.
CCGAGUAGAUCCCAAAACGGAAGUGCUUGUAGGGGCCAAUUCUUAUAACGGUUUUCUCUACCGGGCGCUAAAAAUUGUCGAGAGUGCGAGUGAGGCUCAGUGGCCCGAGGUAAGGCCUGGAUCGAAUGCUCCACUUAGAGGGAUUCUGCACUCAAAGAUUUCCAGCUCCGGCCCAGAGGGCUCCAGCGAGGUAAGAAGGAAAAAGAGGCACCCGAAAGGCUUCACCUGACUUGGGGCUACUCAAGACCUUGGGAUGGCUCAGGGUUUACAAAUCUCUGACUUUUCCCAAGAAGAGCAAGAAAUGGUUGAGACCUGGGGACCAGUGACAUUUGAGGAUGUGGCUGUGGAUUUCACCCAGGAAGAGUGGCAGUACCUGAACCUUCCCCAGAGGAUUCUGUUCAGAGAUGUGAUGUUGGAAACCUACAGCAACUUAGUCUCUGUGGGGCAGGAAGUUACCAAACCGGACCUAAUCCUCAAACUGGAAUUACAAGAGUCGUUCUGGGAAGAAGGAAAAGUCCCAGUUUGGAACCUCCCAGAAGAAGCCCACCAUAUUGAUCAACAGAUUGAGAGACUGUAUCAAUUUGAUGAACAAAUUGAGAGCCGGUUCCAGAACGGUGAAGAUAAAUGUUUGAUGAUGGAAGUUGAAUUCCAUAACAAGAAAACAAUAAACCCCACUAGGGGUGGUUAUAAUGAAUUUGGGAACACACUUCAUCUGAGUACAAACCUUAUUGCUUCAAUACCUUAUAAACAUGAGUCAUUUGUAAAUAAUAUGUUAGAUAAUUUAAACCUAUUUAGUAGAAGCUCUGUAGGAAAGAAAUAUGAUAAUGGAUGUGCAAAAUUAUUAUUCCAUACAGAAUUCGAGAAGACAAAUCUUGGAGUAAAACCCUACAUGUAUAAAGAGUGUGGGAAGGCCCUCAAGAGAAAAGAUCUUAGUCUGCAUCAGAGAAUCAAAAAUGGAGAGAAACCUUUUGAAUGCACUGCAUGUAGGAAAACCUUCAGCAAGAAAUCACACCUCAUUGUACACUGGAGAACUCAUACAGGAGAGAAACCAUUUGGAUGUACUGAAUGCGGAAAAGCCUUUAGCCAAAAAUCUCAGCUUAUAAUACACUUGAGAACUCAUACAGGAGAGCGACCCUUCGCGUGUCCUGAAUGUGGAAAAGCCUUCAGAGAAAAGUCAACUGUCAUAAUACAUUACAGGACACACACAGGUGAGAAACCUUAUGAAUGUAAUGAAUGUGGAAAGGCCUUCACUCAGAAAUCAAAUCUCAUUGUCCACCAGAAAACACACACAGGAGAAAAAACCUAUGAAUGUACUAAAUGUGGGGAAUCUUUUAUACAAAAGCUUGAUCUAAUCAUACACCAUAGUACUCAUACAGGAAAGAAACCACAUGAAUGUAAUGAGUGUAAGAAAACUUUCAGUGAUAAGUCAACUCUUAUUAUACAUCAGCGAACUCACACAGGAGAGAAACCUCAUAAAUGCUCUGAAUGUGGGAAGUCUUUCAAUGAGAAGUCAACUCUCAUUGUGCAUCAAAGAACUCAUACGGGAGAGAAACCCUAUGAGUGUGAUGUGUGUGGAAAAACCUUCACCCAAAAAUCUAAUCUUGGCGUACACCAGAGAACUCAUUCAGGAGAGAAACCCUUUGAAUGUAAUGAAUGUGAGAAAGCAUUCUCUCAGAAAUCCUAUCUCAUGCUUCACCAAAGAGGUCAUACAGGAGAGAAGCCCUAUGAAUGCAAUGAAUGUGAAAAAGCAUUUUCCCAGAAAUCAUAUCUCAUUAUACAUCAAAGAACUCAUACAGAAGAAAAGCCCUAUAAAUGCAAUGAAUGUGGCAAAGCCUUUAGAGAAAAAUCAAAGCUCAUUAUACAUCAAAGAAUUCAUACAGGAGAGAAACCAUAUGAAUGCCCUGCAUGUUGGAAAGCUUUUAGUCAGAAGUCUCAGCUCAUAAUACAUCAGAGAACACACACCGGAGAAAAACCCUAUGCAUGCACUGAGUGUGGCAAAGCCUUCCGUGAAAAAUCAACAUUCACUGUACAUCAGAGAACGCAUACAGGAGAGAAACCUUAUAAGUGUGCAGAAUGUGGGAAAGCCUUUACCCAGAAAUCAAACCUUAUUGUACAUCAGAGAACACAUGCAGUAAAGAAAGUCCAUGGGAAAGGCCAUGCCCGGAAGUCAAAGCUCAGUGCACAUUAGAAAGUAAAUUAAGAGUGCCUGUCAUGUAUGCUGGAGAAAUAUUUUUAUCAAUUAGCAUUUUUAAGUAUGUUCUGAACUUCUAGAGAAUAAUGGAAGCAUUAAAAAAAUUUCAUCUCAGGGCUGGAGAGAUAGCUCAGUGGACUGAGCACAUGCAUCGUGAGGCCUGGAUUCCAUCCUGGGCAACACAUGGACUCUAAGCACUUCUGAGAGUGAUCCCCAAGCACUGAACCAGGAGUAGCCACAAGCAUUGCUGAGUACAGACUUCAAAGAAAAAAUUUCACCUCAGUCUUCACUCAAAAGCUACAGGGCGAAAAAGAAGCAGAAAUAUGAU